UCCCUCACUCCCACUCACUCCCCCUCUCUCCACCUUCCCAGUCCCUGAUUGGUUUGCAACCUGUGUGCCACCGACAGGCAAAUCUGUGAUACGGAGAUAUCGAGAAAGACAGAAGAGAAUGGGGAUAGGGGAAAGGAGACUAAGGCAAGCAUAGGAGUUCUAAAGAAUGAGCAGUACAGCAGCAGCAACUGAGAGAAGAGAAUACCUUUAGCCAUGAGACAGAUCCAACAUCCAUUGCUGCAAGGAGCACCUGUCCCUGCCUACCUGUGAGCUGUAACUGAGUCCAGUACUGACAUGCAUGUGCUGACACACCUGUGCAUAACUGUGCUUAAGCAGAAACGAAGCUAAUACAGAGAUACAUUAGCUGAAAAGAAUAACAAUAAGGCCCUCCAGAGAGUAAAAGACAUUUAAAAAGAAAACCAAAGUCAUCACGCUGAUACAUGCUGAAAAAAGAAAUUUUAACAAGAAUGCUGACAACUAUUUAAUGAGAAAACAAGGAGAGGUAAAGAAGUAUAAAAGGAUACAGAUACCUCUUGCAGCUCACAGUACACAGCUCCGGCUUGCCUGCUAUCUGUAGCCAUUAUUUGAAAUCAAGGCUAAAUCCUUUCCAAAGGAUACUGUGUUCUACUUUAUGAAAAUACACGCCACAAAAAGAAAAACGCUGAUACCAGAGAAUCUUCAUUUUAAAACACUGAUUUGUGAACUGUGGAAUAGCCUACAACAUGUAAAGCCUAAAGCGAAUAUAAUAUGAAUUCAGUGAGGAAGCAUGAAAUUGUUUGCUUAUGAGAAAGCAAAUAUACAGAAGAAUAGUUUCUGAAAUAAAGAGGCAUCAUUAGUUGUUUAGUUUAACCCAAGAAUGACACCAACCUUUCCAACUACCCUGCUUGAGAGCUCCUACAUUGAGUUAAAUGCAACUCUUAAUACCAAUAUUUCAUUUAAUCAGAAUGGGACCUCUCCUGGACUCCUGAUUCCUCUUGUCUAUCUAGUUGUAUGUGCAGUAGGGUUAUGGGGAAAUACAUUGGUUAUAUACUUGGCAUGGCGCAGUCCUGCUGGCCAGAACUCAGUAACUGCCCUCUAUAUCCUUAAUCUGGCACUGGCUGAUGACCUUUUCAUGUUGGGUCUUCCCUUUCUUGCAGCCCAAAAUGCCCUAUCCUACUGGCCCUUCGGUUCACCUGCAUGCCGCCUUGUAAUGACUCUAGAUGCAGUUAACCAGUUCACCAGUAUCUUUUGCUUGACCGUUCUGAGUUUUGAUAGAUAUUUAGCUGUAGUGCGUCCAAUGCAGUCAGCCAAGUGGAGAAAACCUAAGGUGGCAAAAUGUGUCAAUGUAACUGUGUGGAUCCUAUCAUUUCUAGUUGUCCUCCCUGUUGUCUUCUUUUCUGGUGUGCCAGGGAAUACUGGGACUUGUCACAUAGCGUGGCCAGAACCUGCACACAUCUGGAGAACUGGUUUCAUUCUGUACACUGCUGCCCUUGGCUUUUUUUGCCCCCUACUUGUUAUAUGCAUUUGCCACUUACUAAUAGUGGCCCAAGUACGGUCUUCUGGAAAGCGUGUUAGAGUAGCCCCAAAUCGUAGACAGGGGCCUGAACGAAAGGUAACCAAGAUGGUGGCUCUAACAGUCACUGCAUUUGUCCUGUGCUGGUUUCCCUUUUAUGUACUGAACAUUAUCAAUCUUUUGUGGCCCCUGCCAGAAAGUCCUAAGCUUUAUGGGCUAUACUCAUUUGUGGUAGCCCUUUCUUAUGCAAACAGCUGUCUCAAUCCAAUUAUUUAUGCUCUCCUAGCUCGACCUUUCCAGCGAGGCUUACGAAGAGUCCUCUGCAGGACCUCUGUCCGCGUGGCUGACGGCACAUUAAAAGGAGGAGAUAAUGAGGUACAAGAAGAACUUAGCAGGGUGAAUGGUAUAUCCCAAGAAGGGAGAAGUGUCAGAACAGAUGGUGGAGAAGGAAAUAGUUUAAAAGCUAUAAGUCAGAAUCAAGUCCAACAAGAAGUAAGCACAUCUGCACAAAAAUCUCUACCAGAGGAUCUGGGGGCCAGUGAGAAAGAUAGCAUGCUAAGGAUCAGCUAUUUGUGACACCAAGAGAAAAUGGUCUUCUUAGAUCAUUAAGGACCAUUGUGGCCCAUCUUGAAACAGUGACUCUCUAUUUCUCAUACCUUUUCUUAAAUGCUACUACUGAUUGUGCUUAUUAGCUUUAUGUAAUGCCAAACUGGACCAUGGUCCUCAUAGCUUUGGUAUAUGAAUAGUCCACGAUAAAUAGAGAACAAUGGAACAAUGAAGGAAA
This is a messenger RNA of Xenopus laevis (African clawed frog), 2276 nucleotides long. It is a transcript of the gene sstr3.L, whose product is annotated as somatostatin receptor 3 L homeolog. The transcript is spliced from 2 exons. Lineage: Eukaryota; Metazoa; Chordata; Amphibia; Anura; Pipidae. The coding region runs from base 857 to 2068 and encodes 403 amino acids. Gene Ontology annotation, cellular component: neuron projection; plasma membrane; membrane. The record is from RefSeq and is a predicted model, not a curated record. Gene Ontology annotation, biological process: neuropeptide signaling pathway; G protein-coupled receptor signaling pathway; somatostatin signaling pathway. Gene Ontology annotation, molecular function: G protein-coupled receptor activity; neuropeptide binding; somatostatin receptor activity.